Messenger RNA from Molossus molossus (Pallas's mastiff bat), 4726 nucleotides. RefSeq names its product proline rich basic protein 1 (gene PROB1). The record is from RefSeq and is a predicted model, not a curated record. Gene Ontology annotation, cellular component: nucleoplasm. Bases 271 to 3330 code for a protein of 1019 amino acids. NCBI's taxonomy places the organism in Eukaryota, Metazoa, Chordata, Mammalia, Chiroptera, Molossidae. The transcript has a single exon.
CCUCCAAGUUGGACACCUGCCUUCCAGUCAUCAAAACCUGGAAUGCCACCCCAGGCGCUCCAGCCCGCGCCAGAGGAGAAGGGGCUUGGAAGGGUAGGCCCAGGGUCCAGGUCACUCGUGCUGGUGACACCGCUGGCUCAGGAGCGGACGCGGCCGCUUUAAGGCGUGGUGACCCCACGGCAUCCGCGGGCGGGGCGGGGAUAGCGCUGGCGUCCGCGGCUGAAGCGGAGGCGAACGCGAGGAAGGUAGUGUGCGGCGUGCGGCCCCACCAUGCUGAUCGCGCUCGCCCCGCCAGCCCUGCCCGGGCUCACAGGUCAGCUACCCUCGGCCCCCGCGCGGCGCCAGGACUCCUCCGGUUCGUCAGGCUCGUACCACACGGCUCCGAGUUCUCCAGAGCCCCCGGACGUUGGGCCGGACGUGGAGGGCCGGGCGAAUUGGCCCCGGGUGGCCCCUGCGCUGGGGGCGGGUGCGCAGCCUCGCCUGUCCGUCAGCGCCCAGAAUAGCCGCCAGCAGCUCCAGCCCAGCUCGGGUUUCCCGCGAGGCCCGGGCUCAGGCCCGCGGCCGCCCCAGCCCCAGCUGCGCAUGCUGCCGUCGGGGGAGAUGGAAGUCAUCUUCGGCGCCGGGGCCCUGUUUAGCCCCUCCGACUCGGCGGAUAGAGAGGUGCAACAGCUCACUGCGCGGGCUUUCCACAGCCCCUCUCCGCGGGUGUCUCCCGCCCCCGCCGCGCCACAGCCCCAGGCCUCCGACGGUGGUUCCCGCUGGGCCACCUACCUGGAGCUGCGGCCCCGCGGGCCGAGUCCUGUCACCCCAGCGCAGUUCGAAUGUGUGGAGGUGGCUCUGGAGGAGCGUGCCGCGCCCGCUAGGCCCCGUACGGUGCCCAAGCGUCAGAUCGAGCUGCGCCCUCGGCCCCGGAGUCCUCCGCGGGAGGCCGGCGCGCCGCACCCGCGACUGCUCCUGCGCACCGGCUCCCUGGACGAGUCUCUGGGCCGCCUGCAGGCCGCCGCGGGCCUCGUGCAGACGGUGCUGGCCAGAAAACUGAACCCCGAGACCCCGGCCCCAAGCAGCUCCACCUUCGGGCCCAGGGAGCAACCAGAGCCGGAGACCCGGAAAGUGGCCCCAAGUACCCGUUUGGUCCAGGAGGAUGGCAGGUCUCGGCCACCCCGCGUACACUAUAGUUCAGCCUCUGCCAGGGUCCCACGGCCAUGGCCCAGCCUCCGCGAACGUGCGAUUCGGCGUGACAAACCCGCGCCCGGAACCGAGCCACUGGGUCCGGUGAGCUCCAGCAUCUUCCUGCAGUCAGGGGAGAAGACCCAGGAGGGUCACAACCAGGAACUCAAGACUAGGUUCCCGGGAGAGACUCCGGAACGAACCGUUCUGAGGCCUCAAAGUCCGCCUUUCGAGUCCAGGGACCCCUGGGAAGUUCCAAGUAAGGCUGUGAAGCCGAGGAGCCCAUCCCCGCUGUGGCAGGCUCCAAAUGGGACUGUGCAAGGUUCUCACUGCCUGGCCCCCCAGAACCUGUCCCAGUGGAAUCGGGCUAAUCGGAGGGUUAGUAGUCCCUCCUUCCCAGAGGCAUCCUCCCCAUGGGAAAAUCAGGAUCCUACAGUCGAGAAAACUGUCAGCAGAAGGAGCCCUUCUCCUCCGACCCUUUCCCAGUGGAAUCCGGGUGUUGCCAAGGCAGGAAGCCAAUCCCCUGAAGCUCAUUCAUUGUGGGAGGUUCCGCAUCCCUCAAUCGGAGCUACCGUAGAGGGGAGUAGGAGCCCGUCCCCGCCGGCCUUGUCCGCAUGGGAGGCUCCAGAUCGUCCUGUUGGGACCUGGAGCCCAUCGCCCCAAGAGACAUGGGAUUCCAAAAUGCAGGGUUCAUCAAUAGUCUCUACGCAGGAAGUUUUGAAUGGCAUAGUCCAGGGGGAGCUGGCCCCGCCUAUACCAUCUGCACCCAGGCCUUCAGAGCUAACAGAAGCUCAGAGUCCUCCCACGCGGGACCUGCCGAAUCUUGCCUUCCAAGACAGUCAGCCGUCACCAGAGGUGGCUGCACCUGAGCUGCCCCUCAGUCGCCUAGUGGGCACCAUGGAUUUGGAUGCGCGCGGGGAAGCCUUGGGCCCUGGAGAAGCGGCCUCCGGACGCCCGCGCGUGGCUAUUCCGCGGCCCUGCGACAUGCGCAAGAUGGUGAAGACCACAUACGCACCGAGCUUCCCGGCGGGAACCACAGGCUCAGGACUGCCUGCGCCUUCUGCGGAUCCCCACCGAGAGGAGGGUGAUGUGUCCAAGAUGCAAGAGCCCCAGGGGCUGGAGACUCCCACCCCAGCUCACUACACUUCCGUUUAUCUCAAGGACUUUCUCCCGGUGGUGUCGCACCCCUAUGAGCCCCCAGAGCCAUCCCCCAACACAAACCCCCCGGAGGCUUCGCAGCCCAACGGGGUCCUGCGGCGGAGGGCAGAAAACAGCACAGCGAAACCCUUUGCGCGCACUGAGAUCCGUUUGCCUGGUGUCCUGGCUUUGGGUCUUGGGCUGAAGGGAACCCGGGGAGUCUCGGUGCGCGGUCCUGGAGGAGAGAACCGGGUUACGGAGGCCCAGCGUCUUGUCCCCGACAGCGAGGGUCCGACCAGACCUCUAGGUGGAGCUCGCUCCUUACCACAAAGGUCGUCCCUAGGGCCAGCAGGGGCCCAACCAACUGGACCACCCCGCUCCAGCUCCCCUCAGGCGCACCCUAGCUCUAGCCCUGGGAGAACACCCAAAUUGGAGACUCCCCCUUCGGCCCCCGAGCCUGCGACUGCCGUCCAGUCGCCCCUCCUGCGGGAGCCCCAGGCGUUGGCGGGCAGAAUGGCCCCGCCCCAGCCCAGAGCAGCAUCGGCGCCUCCGAUGGAGCGGCCCCCGGAAGGCCCCUCCCAGGGGGCACGCAGGCCACCUGGAGCCGCGCACACGGGGAAGGUCCUGGUGGACCCCGAGAGCGGCCGCUACUACUUUGUGGAGGCGCCCCGGCAGCCUCGGCUACGGCUGCUCUUUGACCCCGAGAGCGGGCAGUACGUGGAGGUGCUUCUGCCUCCCUCACCCCCGGGGCCACCCCGACGCAUCUACACCCCAUUGGCCCUGAACCCCGGCCUUUACCCGCCCGCCUAUGGGCCUAUCCCUGGCCUCUCACUGCCACCAUCCCCAGGCCCACCAGCCUUCAGCGGCACCCAGCCACCCUGGGCCUCCGAGGCGGGGUCCCUGGACGGGAUGUACUACCUGCCAGUGAGUGGGACACCCAGCCCCGCACCUCCUCUGCUCCUCUGUGCUCCUCCCACCAGCUUGGGUCCGGUCCAGCCUGGCAAGGGCUCCUUGUUCCCCGUGUGAGACCCCAGGGCCUUAUCCCCAUGGUGUUGGGGCCUGCCUAUGGCCUUGAAGGUUCAGACAUCCAGUCCCCUACCCUUCUUUUCUUCUGUAACCUUUUCUUUACCCAUCUCAUCUAGUCCUCAGACUGGAAGUUACCUUCAGAGAAUGUAUCUGAGACCCUGGGGGUGAUGGAGUUGGAGCUCAGGAAGUGACUGCCUUUCUUCCACAACAACAUUGUAUACCCCUUUCCCAAGCAUUCCCAGAGUGUGGUGUGUUUGUAUGUGUACAUGUGUGUAAAAGUGAGGAGUCUCAGGACUUGUCUCCUGGAGCUGACCCUAGGGGGUGUUGGCGUUCCCUAGGAGCAGCAGGGGACAGAGCUGAAGAGGUAGUAGCUGUCUGUCCCCCCUGAAGGUGGGCCCAGCUGAGGUGGAGCAGGCUAGUGAGCAUCUGCAAGAUGGAGGGAGAAGGACUCUGGCUAUCAGAUCUGUUAUUCUUAGGGAAAGGAUCUAAGUCUUGGCCUGGGAGGCUGUGAGGGAAAGUGACUAGUGCAGCCAGGCCAGGCUGUGUCUGAGAAAGGGAGCUGUGGGGCAGCAGGUGAAGGUGGAGCAGGGAAGUAAUAUAGGAAGGGCAGUGGAGGGUCAGCUGGGAUAUGGGGGUCCUAGGGGAGAAGUGGGGAAAUGGCUGGAGUCCCUAGCUGGGAGUCCCACCCUUUAUUCUCCCCUCAACCCCAGCCUCUGACUUGGCUUCUCUAAGCCCUCAGAGCUGAGCUGGCUCUUCCUGGGUAGGGAGCAGAUGAAGUGAGUCAUCAGGAAGGACUUACAAGAAGGAUGAAUGGUUGAGUUACUGUCCCAGAGGAGACUCUUGACCCCUUUGGGUGGGGUAGAGGGUGGGUUAGGGCUGGCAGUAUAAGAAUGCCUCUGUGUGGGGCAGGCCAGAGAGACUUGGAGCCCUCAGCUGGUUUUACUCUCCCAGUAGCAGUGUGGCAACCAUGCCCGGAGAGGCAUUGGCUUUGCAGGCUGGUCACAGCAUAGUAAGGGACAGGACCCAAUUGCCCUGAGAUUCCACAAACCUCUGAGGAGGACAGAGGGAGAUGCAUGGAGUGGGUGGGAGGUGCUCUCUGCAUGGUUCUGCAUGUAGUUCUGAGCUUGAAGUGCCUGGGUCUUGCUUGACAGGUAUGUGAUGUGAUGAGUUUGAGGAAGAAGAGUGUCCAUUAGAAGCAAUGUUAGGAAUGGAGAUGAAUGCCUUCCUUAAGUUCCAUGCCCCUGGGGGGCCUGGGUCCCUUGGAGUCCCUACCCCCCUGCCUUGAACUGGAAGCUGACCGGGAAAACUAUGAGCCAGAAAAACCUGGACAUCUUUUUGUGGCCAGAGAUGCUGUUUCCAAUAACAUGGUGGGCCCUGGACCCAUCACCUCAUCCUG